CCCACAACCUCCAUCACCAGAAAAUCGAACUUCUCAACAGAAAGCAACACCAAACCUUCAAGCUUUCAGCCUUUUCCUCCAAACCCAGAAACCCAUUUGAGAAACCCGACCCGAUUUCCCGAUGGGUUUCGCCGCCACCAAAACCCCCGAAGAAAACUCCGAAUCCAGCCUCCUCCUCCUCCUCCCGACCACCACCACUCCUAGCGGCGCCGCCGCACCCAAUAAAAUCCCAAACGACCCGUUCCACCUAACCUACAUCAUCUACUUCACUCUCGGCCUCGGCUACCUCCUCCCAUGGAACGCCUUCAUCACCGCCGUCGAUUACUUCACCUACCUCUACCCUGACGUCAGCGUCGACCGUGUCUUCUCCGUCGCCUACAUGCUCGUCGGCCUCGUCGUCCUCCUCGUCAUCGUCUUCUACGCCCAGAAGUCCGCCGCGCACGUCCGGAUCAACGUCGGCCUCGGCCUCUUUGUCGUGUCCCUACUCAUCGUCCCGGUCAUGGACUUGGUUUACGUCCAGGGCCGGGUCGGGUUGUACGACGGGUUCUACGUGACCGUCGCCGCCGUUGCGCUUUCCGGCCUGGCGGAUGCUCUCGUCCAAGGCUCGCUGAUCGGCGCGGCCGGGGAGUUGCCUGAGCGGUAUAUGCAGGCCAUAGUCGCCGGCACUGCUGGCUCAGGAGUACUUGUGUCGUUUUUGAGGAUUCUAACGAAGGCUGUGUAUCCGCAAACUGGUGAGGGGCUAAGAAAGAGUGCAAAUCUCUAUUUUGCUGUGGGGAUAGUUGUCAUGGUGAUAUGCAUUGUGUUCUACAAUGUGGCGCCGAGGAUUCCGGUGAUGAAGUACUAUGAAGAGUUGAAGAUUCAGGCUGUGAAUGAGGAGAAGGAGCUGAAAGGUCCUCUGACGGGGUCUGCGCUGAGAUCAACGCUAUGGUCUAUAGUUGCGAGUGUCAAGUGGUAUGGCAUCGGGAUCCUGCUUAUCUACAUUGUGACCUUAUCGAUAUUUCCGGGGUAUAUUACUGAAGAUGUGCACUCUGAGCUUCUUAAGGAUUGGUACGCGAUCAUCCUUAUUACUGGUUACAAUGUGUUUGAUCUGGUUGGCAAGGUGCUGACUUCGGUAUAUCUCCUCGAGAACUCCAAGGUUGCAAUUGGAGGCACAGUUGCCAGAUUGCUCUUCUUUCCUCUGUUCUAUGGGUGCUUGCACGGCCCAGCGUUCUUCCGAACAGAGAUUCCUGUGACUAUACUGACUUGCCUUUUGGGGCUUACUAAUGGCUACUUGACGAGCGUGCUGAUGAUUUUGGCUCCCAAAGUUGUCCAAUUACAACACGCCGAGACUGCAGGGAUUGUGAUUGUGUUGUUCUUGGUUGUGGGAUUGGCUGCUGGUUCACUUGUAUCUUGGUUCUGGGUCAUCUGAAUUUCGCAAACUGUAAUAUAUUGAAGACUGAUGGUGCCUGCAUAUCACAGCUGGGAAUGGGAGUUCAGUUUCACUUUCUUCUGCUUCUGUACAUCUGUGUAACUCAAUUGUUGACAAUGUUAUCUUGCUUUCAUUGAAUGUAAAUGGUUCAUCUUUGAGUUGAGAAAUUCUGGAUGAUGAUUUACUUGUGGUAUCAAGGGCCGACUAAAAUCGUGCUCGCUUGGCUUUCAACUCAAACUAAUAUUUC
Argentina anserina (silverweed cinquefoil) is the source of this 1655-nucleotide messenger RNA. RefSeq names its product equilibrative nucleotide transporter 1. Bases 122 to 1408 code for a protein of 428 amino acids. Gene Ontology annotation, biological process: nucleoside transmembrane transport. The record is from RefSeq and is a predicted model, not a curated record. Gene Ontology annotation, cellular component: plasma membrane. The transcript is spliced from 2 exons. Gene Ontology annotation, molecular function: nucleoside transmembrane transporter activity. NCBI's taxonomy places the organism in Eukaryota, Viridiplantae, Streptophyta, Magnoliopsida, Rosales, Rosaceae.